Ipomoea nil (Japanese morning glory) is the source of this 1183-nucleotide messenger RNA. RefSeq lists its product as uncharacterized. Bases 220 to 1053 code for a protein of 277 amino acids. Lineage: Eukaryota; Viridiplantae; Streptophyta; Magnoliopsida; Solanales; Convolvulaceae. The transcript is spliced from 9 exons. Gene Ontology annotation, molecular function: acyltransferase activity, transferring groups other than amino-acyl groups. The record is from RefSeq and is a predicted model, not a curated record.
CUGAAAACAGAUUUUGUCUUUUAUCCAUGGCCCACUACAGAUAUAGAAAUGGUCUAAAAUCUGCUGUUUAAGCUGCCCAUGUGCUCUCCAGAAGAUUAAACCAUACAAAACAACUGUUUUUUGCAGGCAAUUCCAAUUAUUGCUGCAUAAGAAAAAGCCUGCAUCUCUCUCUGCUCUUCCCCUGAUUGAAAAGCAAGCAAUCAAAGAGCAUAAUCUGUCAUGUCUACAAUGGCCUUGCAGAGAUCCAGUUUCUUGAAACCUUCCAGCUAUGGUGUUAGAACACACACCCACAUUCUUCCUGCAUCUUACACAAUAAGGAUAAUGAAUUGUAGUUCCUCCCCGACGAGCAAUCGAGAAGAAUUGUUUAAACCACAUCAACUGCAAACAGUUUCUGCAUCACAUCUGCAGCUUCCCUCUGAAAAGCUCAUUCAGGACAGAAGAUUAGAGUUUGGGCAAUUCGUGGCCCGGGAAGCUGUUCUUGAUGAAGAAUAUUGGACAGCAGCAUGGUUGCGUGCAGAGAGCCACUGGGAAGAACAAGAGCAAGACAGAUAUGUAGACACCUACAAAAGGAAAUAUGCAGAACAGGAGUAUAAUGCUUUAAAACGACGAUGCAAGGCACAAUUCGGGCAGAAAUGCACCUGUGUAGUUGUCACGGCAAACAAGAAAGAAGGAGAUGUGAGAUGUCCACUGAUGAAGAAUAUGGUGGGAACACUAGACUUGGUCAUUGGGCAAUUGUUGCCUGGAGAAACCUUUCUGGGGGAAAUGGUGAAAGCCCCCGGUUUCUGCAACAUUGACAGCAAAACAUCGAGAUAUGGUUAUAUAGCAAACUUAUGUGUAGCCAAAUCGGCCCGUAGACAGGGCAUUGCAAGCAACAUGUUGCACUUUGCCAUUACUACUGCCAAGGCCAGUGGUGCGGACUUAGUCUUUGUACAUGUACACAGAACCAACAAUUCUGCACAGCAACUGUACUCGAAAGUUGGUUUUCAGAUGGUUGAAGAAGCAAGCCUUCAAGUCUCGGGCGAACAACCUCACCUGCUUUGCAUCAAACCAUAAAGCUCGAUCUUCCUCUUCUCCACUGUGUCCAAGUUGCAAAGGGAAUGGACACAUCAUUAUUAGAAAACAACAUAGGAAAUCUAUACAAUGUAAGUUUUAAAGUAAUAAUCCGUAUUAACUGCGUUAACUA